This is a messenger RNA of Pygocentrus nattereri (red-bellied piranha), 2304 nucleotides long. It is a transcript of the gene slc8b1, whose product is annotated as solute carrier family 8 member B1. Lineage: Eukaryota; Metazoa; Chordata; Actinopteri; Characiformes; Serrasalmidae. The transcript is spliced from 15 exons. Gene Ontology annotation, biological process: intracellular calcium ion homeostasis; calcium export from the mitochondrion. The record is from RefSeq and is a predicted model, not a curated record. Gene Ontology annotation, cellular component: membrane. Bases 321 to 2108 code for a protein of 595 amino acids. Gene Ontology annotation, molecular function: calcium:sodium antiporter activity.
GGAAGUGCAGGAACGCCUGACUGCUUAUUCCAAAUACUCUCCAAAAUCUGAGGUGUGGAGCUGGUGAAAGGCUGAGCCUGUCUCCGACCGAGCUCUGGACUAGACUUUUCUUCCAUUUUAUUGUGUAAACUCCCACGCUGGGACUCGGGCCCGGGCUGCUUUAAAGAACGCUUUCUGAGCGGACUCAGUUUAUGGAUAUGAUCACGUGUGGAAAACAGGAGCCACUGUAUGGUAAUAACUGCUGUGUCAAUAGUGAGAGGAAGUGAAUAAAAAGCGAUGCUUCUGCGGCACUUCAUGUAUGUGUUGCAGCGAGUUUAGGAAUGAAGCCUGUGCUUUUAAUCGCGUCUCUUAUAUUUGCUCUGAGAACGGACCAUGUCAGCUCUCAGAAGUGGGUUAACCUGGUUAACCAGCCUGUAACUCCACCAGCAACAAGAGUCAGCUGGACGGCCGCUGGAAAUGACCUGAAUGUAAACACCGUUUCUGCUGCAGACGCCCAGAAAAGCAGUGAAGACGAGUGUGACAAGGUGAUGAACCUGUCUGCCAGUCAACGCUGUGAGUUUGUUGUGACCACCCCAGAUUGUGCAGCAGAGGACGGCUUCAUCAACUACCCCUGGAUUACGUUCUGCUUGCUGACACCUCAACUCCUGCCUCUUGGCAUCUUCCUCUAUGUUCUGUGGCUCAUGGUUUUGUUCCUGGUUCUUGGCCUGAUUGCAUCAGAUUUUUUUUGUCCCAACCUCUCAGCUAUCUCUUCUUCUUUGAGGCUGACGCAUAAUGUGGCUGGUGUAACAUUCCUAGCCCUUGGGAAUGGUGCUCCAGAUGUGUUCAGUGCAAUGGCUGCCUUCUCUAGACCACAGACAGCUGGUCUGGCCAUCGGAGCCCUGUUUGGGGCGGGGAUCUUUGUGACGACGGUGGUGGCUGGGAGUGUUGCCCUAGUGAAGCCCUUCACGGUAGCAUCUCGCCCUUUCCUGCGUGAUGUCAUCUUCUACAUGGCUGCUGUGUUCUGGACUUUCACCAUCCUCUAUAAGAGGCAGAUUGAACUGAAAGAAGCUCUUGGAUAUCUGGGGUUGUAUGUGCUCUAUGUUGUAACUGUGGUUGUGAGUACAUAUGUUUAUAACCGCCGCCGGGCUCGUUCUUUCCGAGGCCCUCUACAGAACUCUGACUUCACCCAUGACAUACAGACUGCGGACUCCUGUACAGAGAAUCUUAAUGGAGCCAUACAAGUGCAUGAAGAAGAGUAUGAACCUUUGAUCCCUUUCACUGAGACAACCAGUAAAAUCUUUCUGAAAGCCAUUAAUCCUGUGGACACUAGGACUUGGAGGAGGAGUCACUGGGGCUGGAGAGCACUCAAGAUUAUCCAGCUGCCAUUUGAAGUGGUGUUGCUGUUGACAGUUCCAGUUGUAGAUACUGAUAAGGAAGAUCAUAACUGGAAACGUCCUCUUAACUGCUUGCAUCUCAUCACCGGGCCACUGGUGUGUGUGCUUACUUUCAACUCAGGGACCUAUGGUCUGUACCUCAUCAAGGGAGAGUUUCCUGUGUGGUUGCUUACAGCCUUAAUCGGAGUCUUCCUCUCAGGCAUAGUUUUUUGCACUACUACUAAUGACCACCCUCCUCGGUACCACUUUCUCUUCUCUUUACUAGGAUUUGUAGUGAGUGCAUUAUGGAUUAGCACGGUUGCGUCAGAGGUUGUGAGUGUGCUCCAUCUUCUGGGUGUUAUCCUGCGUCUCAGUAACACUGUCCUGGGGCUCACACUGCUCGCAUGGGGCAACAGCAUUGGAGAUUGCUUUGCAGAUAUUACAAUAGCCCGGCAGGGAUACCCACGAAUGGCCAUUUCGGCCUGCUUUGGUGGAAUCAUCUUUAAUAUGCUAUUUGGAGUUGGUCUAGGAUGUCUGCUGCAGAUGUUCCAUACUGGUGUUGUAAUGCUGGAGCCAGAGGGCUUACUGUGCUGGGUGCUGGCAGGAGCCCUGGGUCUCUCUCUGGUUCUCUCCUUUGUGCUGGUGCCCCUGCAAUGCUUCCACCUCACUCGAGCCUAUGGCAUCUUCCUCCUGCUCUUUUAUGCUGUCUUUCUCACUAUUGCACUCCUGACAGAGUUUGGAAAGAUCCACACGUGAGGCUGUAACAAACAUUGACUGGACCAGUACAAGGGCAUUACACACUUUGAACUGUUAUGAAUUGUCUAUUUUAGAAACAUUUCAGAUUUGUACUGUUUCAGAGAUGUAACAAAACUUAUUUUUAAGUGACAUGACGAUUGAAUCAGGAGACUGGAGUUAUAUUUUAAUAAACACAGCCCUUCAAGGGGAAAAAGAA